AUGGAUUCUGACCGGAUUGGUCCUUGCAGCCCCAAAUCAUUGAUUUUUGUGAAACUGUUCAAGGAGGACGUCGUCCAUAUUAUCAUUUGUCUGCCAUUUAAAGUUGAAAGUAUUCAAAUUAUCGCAAUGGAAGAUAAAGUACCGUUCAAGGUCUAUACUUACUGGAAAGAUCAGUCAAAACCUGAAGUUCGUAGAUUUGGUAUAGAAAAAAGUGUAGUGACAAGUUUUUGCUACCUUGAUGCUAAGCUUCAGGAUGUCUAUCCUGGAUUAAAGAAUAAACAUUACAUUGUAUUCUGGAAAGACGAAGAAGAUGAUGAAGUGAUUAUUUCUUCUGAUGAUGAAAUGAUGACUGCCUUAUCAGCUAUGAAUGAUAAUCUUAUGAAGAUCUUUGUAAAUUGCAAGAAUGAACGGCCGAAAGAAAUUGAAUGCAAUGUUGUGAUUACUGCUACAAAUGAUUCUACUGUAGAUAACAACUUGCCUCAUUGUGGAGUCAUCUGUGAUAUCUGUGAUGCUCCAGUAGUUGGAUUCAGAUACAAAUGCACUUCAUGUGCUGAUUAUGAUCUUUGCUCUAAAUGUGAGGCUGCUGGACACCAUGCUGAGCAUAUAAUGGUUCGUGUCCCCAUUCCCAAUAUGCCUCGCACUACCAUACGUGCAGCUAUAAGGCGAUCCCGUCACAUUAUGAAAUCAGUGGCCACUGCUAUGGCAGAAACUGAAUGCCAUUACAAAAGACCGAAAGGUGAGAAAAUUGCGGAGAAGAAACGUCAUCAUGCCCAUCAUGGCGAAGGAAGUCGCGGUGAUCAACACCGCCGUCCGCGCCCUAGUUGGCUUGAAACAUUUGCCACUUACAUGAAUGAAUUUGCAAAUCUUGCGGGUGAUGUGGGCACUGAAGCUGGGAGGAACAGAGAUAGUGAGCCCAGGAAUGUUAAAAAUGGCUCUCAAGAGCAGUCUAAGGAAAGCGGUAAUGCUCAAGCUGCUCCUAAGCAGCCAGAGCCAUCAUCAUCUGGUGCAGAAAAUAUUCAAUGCCCAUUCCCCAGUAGCGCUAAUCAGGAGAGUGUGCAAAAACUGGUUAAAAUGGUUUAUGGUGUUGACAUUAGCCAACUGCUGUCUCAGGUCCCCUUUUCUCAUGUGGGUAAUGAAGAAAAUAAGCAGGAAAGUAACCAGCAACCUGAAUCUGAUGAAGGUAGUGUUAAAUCUGAAGUAUCUUCCACAGUUAGGGAUGGAAAUAAUUCCACAAAAAAAGACAUAUCUCCAGAGAGAUUAAAUGAUGACUGGACCAUGAUCAACAAUGAAAAAGAUAUAAUGGAUACAGAUGUAAAGCCAAGUGCUCCUAAUGAUCAGGCUGUAGGUUUCAACUUGCCUGAAGAGUUUCAAGAGCGGGUUACAAUCAAUGAUGGCCAAAGCCUUUACCCUCCACUGCACACUGCUUCAGCUGUGUUGAAUCCCAAAGAGCCUGAAAAGCAAAUUGCGCAACAAGAGCAACAAACAAACACUAAUGGGAAGGGGCCAAUGAGUGAGCCAGUUAAGCAGAAGAUUUCUCCAACUGCUACUCAGUUUCAACCCCAACCACCUCAGCCUACACCAUGCUACCAUUCUGAACCUCACAUUGAUGCUGCAAUAACGCAAAUGAUGGCUAUGGGUUUCACUAAUGAUGGCGGCUGGUUAACUCGGCUUCUUGAGAAUGCGGACGGGAACAUUGCUGCUGUAAUUGAGCUUUUGACUCCCAUAUCCCCCAAGAAG
This is a messenger RNA of Iphiclides podalirius (scarce swallowtail), 1737 nucleotides long. Lineage: Eukaryota; Metazoa; Arthropoda; Insecta; Lepidoptera; Papilionidae. The record is from the annotation of a GenBank genome assembly.